Messenger RNA from Lolium perenne, 438 nucleotides. Lineage: Eukaryota; Viridiplantae; Streptophyta; Magnoliopsida; Poales; Poaceae. The record is from RefSeq and is a predicted model, not a curated record.
AUGGGAGGAAGGGCACACCAGGGUCAGGGGAAGCAGCACCGCCGCCACGCGGGAGGGAACAUCCUCCACCGCCAUCGCGGUAGUAGACCGGACGUGCCAGCAGAAACACACCGAGCCCCUACUGGCCCGGCCAGGCCCGCCUGGCCCGUAAAGUUUCCGCCGCCACGCUGCAGCUGGCCGGCGAGCAACGGCGCCACCACCCAUCCCCGCCGACGCCCCACGUCCGCCUCCAGGGAGCAGCACCCGGGCCUGAGGCCGUCCACCCCAACCCAGAUGGGGCCCAGAGGGCCCAGAUCUGGGCCAAGAGGGCGCAGCCAGCCGCCGCCGCCCGCCGCCGACCGGCCAUCCGCCGCCAAGCCACCUCGCCGCUCCGCCGCCAGGGAGCGAGCACCUCCGCCUCGAGAGCCACCGGCCGCGCCGGACCAACACCUAGCCUAG